Messenger RNA from Penicillium vulpinum, 402 nucleotides. RefSeq lists its product as uncharacterized. Lineage: Eukaryota; Fungi; Ascomycota; Eurotiomycetes; Eurotiales; Aspergillaceae. The record is from RefSeq and is a predicted model, not a curated record. Gene Ontology annotation, molecular function: O-methyltransferase activity. The coding region runs from base 1 to 402 and encodes 133 amino acids. The transcript has 2 exons.
AUGUUGCCUUCCGAAAAUCUCACAGCCAAAUACGCCUCACUGAAUAAGUUCAUCGAUGAAAAAUACGUCGAAUCCUACGACGGGCGCGAGGUUGCCCUUCUAAACUACGUAUACAACCAUUGUGCCUUGGAUAAAAUACGCGGCUCACCCUCAGCUAUGCAUCAAACUCGCAGGGAAACGCAGAAAAACCUGAGACUUUUGAGUUUGGAAUUUGACCCGCUGACCGCGUCAGUGGCCAUCGAUUUGAUUGAAUCUAUGGCUGAUCUAAAAAUCUGCGAGAAACUGGGUCUUCUCAAGCCCGGGGCGUUGGUCGUGGCUGAUAACGUGCUUCAGCCUGGAGCUCCACAGUACCGCGAAUAUGUCCGCCAGACAAGAUGCAAAGUUGGGGUAUUAAGGGACUGA